Messenger RNA from Neodiprion fabricii, 2087 nucleotides. RefSeq names its product trans-1,2-dihydrobenzene-1,2-diol dehydrogenase-like. The transcript has 4 exons. The record is from RefSeq and is a predicted model, not a curated record. The coding region runs from base 932 to 1951 and encodes 339 amino acids. Gene Ontology annotation, molecular function: nucleotide binding. Lineage: Eukaryota; Metazoa; Arthropoda; Insecta; Hymenoptera; Diprionidae.
AUGAAAAAAUUUAUUUAGUAUUUCAAAGCAUGUUGUCAAUAAACUGGCCCUAUAACUGUGCAGUUGACAUAUAUAAUUAUUAUUUUUAAUGGAUAAUAUUUUUGACAAUAUUUUAUAGCUUGUAUUAAUGUCCCAUAAAUAAAAAAAAAGUUGGAGAAUACCUCAAUUAUGUAAUUUUGAGGCACAAUUGUAAAGCAGAGUGUUUAUUGUAUUUGCCGUAAAGUCAACUCUUGUUUUGAAAAAAAGUUCUCUUCGACUUGGAAGCACGUUUUAUUAAUUCCACAAUUUUAUUGAAUGUUCCAACAUCUAUGUGCAUGCAUGCAAGUGUAUUGUAUAUGUAUGUAUGCCAAAAAUGUUGUCUCCUGAAUUCCAGGAAGGCGGCUUAUAUUUUUCAAUAUUGCUCGAAUCCAUUUACAAAAUGGUAAUAGCUUAGCUAUACUUCAAACAAAUUCAAAAUUCUCAGAAAUUUCUUAGAAUUUUAUUCAUUUUUAUUAAACUGCUACGUGACAUUUCGUUUUCAAUUUUGACGUUAUUACAAAUUUAACACAUUUUUUUUUGACAGUGAAAGCAGGAAAGAUUGAACUAGGGUCACCUUGAAUUUCUUAUAUAGAAACAUACAUCAGAUUACAUCACAGUUUUAGCUAGUUUUAAGACAAAUUUAACACCAUUUUCUCUCUUUUCCAAAUUUAAGUUGUUUCUUGGUAUAUCUGAAUAUUUAUUGGUAUCCUUCACUGCUUUCAAAUUUGUCGGGCGUGCUAAUUCUCCCUAGAUUCCCCUGUUCAAACAUUUAAUCAACUAAAACUGAGAAAUUAGGCACUCUGAAUGAGAUCAUCUGUUAAUGCCUGUAGUAAAAAUUCUUAGCUUUUAUUGUACAUCCGGCUAGUUAUAAAUUGCAACAGCACUUUACCUUGAGCUUUGCUCGCAAUAAUUUAUGUAUACAGAGGUAUCUGAAAUGGCAGUUCGUUGGGGCAUCGCAGGUGCAGCAAAGAUAUCUCAUGACUUUGUAACAGCCUUGGCUAGCUUACCUGAAGGAGAGCAUACUGUUGUCGGAAUAGCGGCGCGUGAUCUCUCACGGGCUAAAACUUUUGCCAAUCUACACAAAAUUGGAAAUGCUUAUGGAAAUUAUAAAGAUCUUGCCAAUGAUAGUAACGUCGAAAUCGUAUACAUUGGGGUAUUAAAUCCUCAACAUCUCGAGGUUGCCACGCUUAUGUUAAACAAUGGCAAGCAUGUGCUGUGCGAGAAGCCUUUGACGUUGAACUUGAAGCAAACCACAGAACUUAUUAAUCUGGCAAAGGCAAAGGGUCUAUUUUUGAUGGAAGCUGUCUGGAGUCGCUGUUUCCCAACGUAUGAAUGGAUCAAAAAGGAAAUUGAUUCCGGAAAUUUGGGAGAAGUUAAACAAGUUAUCGGUUCUUUUGGAAUAUCAGCCCCAAAGGUUGACAGACUAAUAAAAAAAGAUCUUGGAGGAGGUGGUAUAUUAGAUUUGGGAGUUUACGUAUUACAAUUGGCGUCGUUUGUGUACAAUGGGGAGAAGCCAAUUUCAAUAAAGGCUGGUGGUCAUUUGAAUGAAGAUGGCGUUGAUAUUUCCAUGUCUGCAACACUUUUAUAUAAGGAAGGUCGUACCGCAACUGUGAUGACACACUGCCACGUGAAGCUACCUAAUGAAGCUCUUAUAAUAGGCACGAAGGGUACCUUGCGGGUACCUUUGUUUUGGUGUCCAACCGAUAUUGUGCUGCCAUCGGGUGAAACGAAGUCUAUCACCUUACCUGAGCCGAAACAUCCACUCAAUUUCAUCAACUCUGUUGGUCUCAGAUACGAAGCAGCGGAAGUUCGGCGAUGUCUUCGCGCUGGAUUGAAGGAGAGUCCCCUGAUUUCACAUAAAGAGUCAUUGCUUCUUGCAGAACUCGAGGAUGAAAUACGCAGACAAAUAGGUGUAGUUUAUGCAGAGGAUUAAUGAGUCAUUGAACCCAAGAGACCACUGAUAUACAACAGAUGGUAUUGCGUGCUAUCAAUUUUUUAUCAAACCAGAUUGAGGAGUUAUAUUCACAUUUGUAUAUUAUGUAAUAAACAUGCACUUUCUGAACAUCAUA